Messenger RNA from Penicillium taxi, 4089 nucleotides. It is a transcript of the gene jhd1, whose product is annotated as [Histone H3]-lysine-36 demethylase. NCBI's taxonomy places the organism in Eukaryota, Fungi, Ascomycota, Eurotiomycetes, Eurotiales, Aspergillaceae. The record is from RefSeq and is a predicted model, not a curated record. Bases 1 to 4089 code for a protein of 1362 amino acids. Gene Ontology annotation, biological process: regulation of transcription by RNA polymerase II; protein demethylation. Gene Ontology annotation, molecular function: transcription coregulator activity; histone demethylase activity. The transcript is spliced from 2 exons.
AUGACGACCGCGGCGUCAUUUUUGAAUCAUAUGGGUGAUCGACCUGCGCUUUAUCGAACCCCCUCCCCGCCGCGACGCGCCGUCGAACCCAUCACCCCGUCCGCUGAACUUCGUGGAUCGUGGACUGAGCGCGGUAAUACUCGCGCCACUAACCUUGAUCAGGUCCAGCGACAAUCAAAUCAUACGACUAGCACUCUCGGAGAUGGUACGUCAAAUCACCGGUCGAGUCAUGGCCGGUCAAACUCAACCAUCGAUACUCUUGCAACGAUUGCUCUCGCAACAAGCCCUACCUUCGCGCCGCUUCCGUACCAUCCGCCUUCUCCCAAGUCUCGUCCCAAUAUGUCCUUAUUUUCCUCCAAUUCUGAUGAGAGGCCUGCAAAACGUGCUCGAUCAGAGAGAGAUCCCUCGGAGCUGCCGUCCGCCCGGCGGCACAUAAUGGAUACCAUGACAAACGAUGCAGAGCUUUUGCUCAACCUUGCGCGACCUACCAAUGCUCCUCUCGGCAGCCACAUCAAAAGAGUUAGCAUUGACGAGUCUUACCACCACUACGGAGCUGACGCAAUGCGCCAUCAUCGGGCAGACUUUUUUCAUACUGGUCCCGGUGACGGAAAAUUUGGAAACUCUUCAAUCGAUCAUAUCCCACAUUCACGGAUGAGGUCUCGUUCUGAUGGCUCAGCCUUCUUGUUGCGUCCAGUGAUCAGCGGUAUGCGCCCUACUACUAGCUCAGGGACUUUGCCAUCCAUCGCCUGGGAAGAUGAGAAUGAAGACAAUUCAUUCGCAGGUGCGUCUCGCCAGCAGGGUCUCGAAGAACAUCGAUCGACCGGUACCACUACUCAAGAGUCUCCUACUCCUCGCAAGACGUUUGAUUUGACACCCAAAGUUGAAGAAGAGGAAAGCGACGCGAAUCAAGCAAGCUGUGCGGAAUGCCAUUUAGUGCGCAUUGCGUUGGAUACAGAUGGCAAGAACGAGGAUACUUGGAUUGGAUGCGACGGAUGCAAGUGCUGGUUUCAUAUCCUUUGUGCUGGGUUCAAGAACGACCGGGAACUUCGCACCGUUGAUAAGUUUAUCUGUCGCAAAUGCCAAUCUGUGCACGGCCAAACGACUUUCGUGCGAAAGUCCUCGCGAGCUCGCACAGCAAUCGACUAUGCCGGUCUCAACCAAGGCCUUGUGAAAGCAGCCACUGACUCGUUAGAUCAUCAUUACCUCGAGCCUAUUCGUCAGGGUAAAAUUCGAUUUCAUGCCGAAAGUUUCCCUCGCAUUAGACCAGAGCUAGUCACAGCAGAAUACUUUGAACGCGGCAAUGGAUGGACCGAACCAGUGGUCAUACCCGCUUGCUGGAAUACUCGUGAACCUGCUGCUAAAGAGGACUCGGGAUUGGAAAAUCUUAUCCAGGAAGCGUCAACCCAAGAAAUGUUUGAUGAAUUGCUGGAGCACCUUCACGAGCAAGAUAUCGAGACAGAAGAGACAAUCGACUGUGGCCAAGACCGGCUGGACAUGGUCAUUCCACAGGGCUUGACUGUCCGAGCUGUGGCUGAGAUGUACGGCCUUGAGGAGAGACUUGAGGUGAUUGAUGUCAAGUCACAACAAGGAGAAGAUAAGAUAUGGAACUUGCAAAAAUGGGCCGACUACUACGAGAGCAGCGAGCCCAACAAAGUCGUCCGUAACGUUAUCAGUUUGGAGGUAUCCCAGAGCAAGAUGGGCAGGCUCAUCAAGCGACCCAAAGUUGUACGCGAUUUGGACCUGCAAGAUGAUGUGUGGCCGAAGGAGAUGAUGGCAGUUGGCGAUUACCCAAAAGUCCAAUUCUAUUGUCUCAUGUCUGUGGCUGACUGCUACACUGACUUUCACAUCGAUUUCGGUGGGUCUUCGGUGUAUUAUCACAUCAUCAAAGGCAAAAAGACAUUCUUCUUCAUUCCUCCGAAAGACAAAAAUCUGAAGAAGUACGAGGAAUGGUGCAACUCUCCUGCACAAGACACGACAUUCCUUGGCAACCAGGUCAAAGAGUGCUACCGAGUUGAUCUUUCAGAGGGCGACACCAUGUUGAUUCCAUCAGGAUGGAUCCAUGCCGUCUGGACACCGGAGAACAGCCUUGUUAUCGGGGGCAAUUUCCUCACACGGCUGAACUACGGUAUGCAGAUCAAGAUCCUCAAUGUCGAAAAGGAGACCAAGGUCCCGAGGAAAUUCAGAUAUCCAUUCUUCCAGAAGAUACAAUGGUAUACAGCAAUAAAGUAUCUCGAGGACGAUCCUAUUCCCCCUAGCGUGCUGGAUGCAUUCAUCCAAGAUGAGAAUUAUCGCUUCCAUCGGCAUUAUCCAAUUUACUACGAGUUCGAAGAGCAUACUAGCCCGGAUCCCGCUGGUUCUCCUUACCACAAUUCUCGAUUCUACUCGCAGGCGGAACUGGAGGGCUUGCCGGAGUUGACCAAGUAUCUUUUGCGCACGGCGCUCAUCGCGAGCUCUUAUAGUGUGGACGGAGUUACCAUAGAACAGCGCAACGCGGUUCGCCGCUCGAUUCCAAAGCUAGUCACAGAUCCCAUCGAUGUGAUCCGACGGUUCGGAAUCUGGGUCGCUUGGAAACGUGGAAACGAGAAGGCUCCCCAGUGGACUCACCCAGGCGUCAUAGAAAGCAAUCCGAAGGUCUCUCUUACAGAAAAGCGCCCAGCUGGUCGGCCCAGUCGACGAUCUGAACGGCACGUGGACAGCCAGCGAACUUACGCUGAAAGACAGGCUGUGCAGCGACCAGAAGAAGAAGUUGUCGUUCCCCCGACUCCCCAAUUCACCAGUGUCACGUAUGCGCCAUCGGAGAGUGAAACCCCAGGACCUGUUGGAUUGAUCUCCGAAUCGAGUGUUCAAGAGACUGCUACCCCUAAACCUCGCUCUACCCCACGUAGCUCAGGCCUCGGGCCGAAGCGCGUCGCCUGUGACGCUUGUCGAAGGAGGCGCAUUCGGUGCCGUCACAAGGAUGAACCCAAUGACUUGAUAUUCGGUACACAGAUGAUGGCCAUCAACGACAUUAGCUCGGGAUCAGGCCUCAGCACUCCGUCCUCUUUGGCCCAAGAUGCUGUGUCCGCGUUAAAUUCACUGGCUGCAAUUGCCUCGCAGGCUGGCUUUCAAGGCAAUGGCAUGUCCGGAGUGGAACCAUUUGAAGAAUCCAUUGCACUCUCUUCAGUGAUGGGUGCAUCGACAACAGUUGCCAACGGGCUGAAUGAUUCAAGCCCCGAUGGAACCAAUGGUGGCAAAAAGGGACGAAGCAAGGCGUGUGAUGAUUGCCGAAAAAGCAAGCGACGCUGUAUUCACGAUGAGUACGGGAAUAUUGAUCCUAUCAAGGCCCAGGAACGGUCCAAGCCUCGUGGUACUGCCUCUGCAAAACGACCGCGACCGAAUGAACAUGAUAGUAUGCCUAUCACUUCCAAGAAAACGAAGCAGGAGAGCACAUCUCCAAUUAUGCCCUCGGAAUUCUUCAGUGAUAAUGAGAGCAAAUUUACCAUGACCCAGGGUUUCUUGGGAAAUUACAGCACCACGAGACAGCAACUCCAAGAAGAACCCGCCAAGCAGAGUGAUGCACCUAUUCAACCUAAUAUGUAUGCAUCCCCGCCUACAUUCAACGCUGAAUCUGUCGAUACGAAGGAUGUCAAUUCCAUGUCUGUUUCAUCAAAGCCGACAGUCUCUUUGGUGUCGCCACCGACAUCGCUAGUCGACGAAAUGGACGUUGUGCAUGAUGGCGAUCCGUUGGUGUCCGUCGAGACUCAGCCUUCCACGGUUCUCCAUGCAACCAACUCCAUCCCUCAUCAUCUAUCUAAACAAUCAAACCACCUUGAAAGUUUCGUACCAGAAGUGAUUGUGGCUAAGCCAGCGAUCCAAAUUCCCUCGCCUCCUAUGCGCCGGGCCACGCCCUCAAAGCGUCCCUCAUCAUCCCAUGUAAAGAAGAGCUCCCCCAUGGUCGAGAGGCACGCUCGAAAUGUCGCUUCUUCACUGUCUCCUCAACAAUCAAAGCACACCAAUCACCAUUUAGGAUAUGAUACAGAUGCCGAAAGCCUUCGUCUCAUUCGGGAAAUCCAAGAGGAGGAGUUUGGUUUGCGCAGGCGCCGAGGCUAA